Messenger RNA from Zea mays, 2168 nucleotides. RefSeq names its product putative cytochrome P450 superfamily protein. The transcript is spliced from 2 exons. The record is from RefSeq and is marked provisional. NCBI's taxonomy places the organism in Eukaryota, Viridiplantae, Streptophyta, Magnoliopsida, Poales, Poaceae. Gene Ontology annotation, cellular component: membrane. Gene Ontology annotation, molecular function: iron ion binding; heme binding; oxidoreductase activity, acting on paired donors, with incorporation or reduction of molecular oxygen, NAD(P)H as one donor, and incorporation of one atom of oxygen. Bases 116 to 1675 code for a protein of 519 amino acids.
GCCAUUGCUCAGCAGCAGUAGUAAAGCCACGCCUGACAGACAGCUGGUUCAUUUCUGGUUGCUGCCUUGCUGGUGGUAGCCCUCGGCGCAGGCAGCCAAGAACAGAGAGAGCGAGAUGGAUGUGAACGACGUGCUGCUAGUGGUGCUGGCGGCGGCGCUGGCUGCCAUGUGGUGGCGUCGGUGCUCCAAGACCGGCGGUGUCGACGGCCUCCCGCCGGGGCCUCCGGGUUGGCCGGUGGUGGGGAACCUGUUCCAGGUGAUCCUGCAGCGACGGCCCUUCAUGUACGUGGUGCGCGACCUCCGGGAGAAGUACGGGCCCAUCUUCACCAUGCGGAUGGGGCAGCGCACCCUCAUCGUGGUCACCUCGGCGGAGCUCAUCCACGAGGCGCUGGUGAAGCAGGGCCCCAUGUUCGCGAGCCGGCCCGAGGACAGCCCCACCCGCCUCCUCUUCAGCGUCGGCAAGUGCACCGUCAACUCGGCGCCCUACGGCCCCCUGUGGCGUGCUCUGCGCCGCAACUUCGUCGCCGAGAUCGUGUCCCCGCACCGCGUCAAGGGCUUCUCCUGGAUCCGGGAGUGGGCCGUGGACGCGCACUUGCGCCGCCUCCGCGCCGAGCUCGCGGCGGACGGUGCCGUGCGGGUCAUGGCCAGCUGCCGCCUCACCAUCUGCAGCAUCCUCAUCUGCAUCUGCUUCGGCGCCAAGAUCCCCGACGAGCUCAUCCGGGAGAUCGAGGAGGUGCUCAAGGACGUGAUGAUGAUGACCAUGCCCAAGCUCCCGGACUUCCUGCCCCUCCUCACGCCGCUCUUCAGGAAGCAGCUCACCGAGGCCCGCGGCCUGCGCCGCCGCCAGCUCAACUGCCUCGUGCCGCUCGUCCGCGCGCGAAGGGACUUCCUCCGCGACGGCACCGCGGCAGCGGCGGACGGCGUGGAGAUGAUGAGCGGGCCCGGGGAAGCGUACGUGGACUCGCUCUUCGACCUGGAGCCGCCCGGCCGCGGGAAGCGCCUCGGCGAGGAGGAGCUCGUCACGCUCUGCUCCGAGGUCAUGAGCGCCGGCACAGACACCAGCGCCACAGCGCUGGAAUGGGCCAUGAUGCACCUCGUCCUCGACCCCGCCGCGCAGGAGCGCCUCUACGACGAGGUCGUCGCCAAGGUCGGCAAGACCGCCCGGAUCACCGAAGCCGACGUCGAGGCCAUGCCCUACCUCCAGGCGGUGGUGAAGGAGACGUUCCGGCGGCACCCGCCGAGCCACUUCGUGCUGUCGCACGCGGCGACGCGGGACACGGAGCUGGGCGGGUACCGCGUGCCGGCGGACGCCAGCGUGGAGUUCUACACGGCGUGGGUGACGGAGAACCCGGCGACGUGGCCGGACCCGGACGCGUGGCGGCCGGAGCGCUUCCUGGAGGGCGGCGAGGGCUUCGACACCGACAUCACCGGCACCCGCGCGCUGCGCAUGAUGCCCUUCGGCGCCGGCCGCCGCAUCUGCCCCGCCGCCACGCUCGGCGUGCUCCACAUCCAGCUCAUGCUCGCCAACAUGGUGCGCGAGUUCCGCUGGCUGCCGCCCGCCGGUGAGGGCCCGCCGGACCCCACCGAGACCUUCGCAUUCACCGUCGUCAUGAAGAACCCGCUCCGGGCAGCCUUCGUCGAGCGGGCCACGACGGAGACGGCGACAACCGCGUGAUGAGCGACAACGAAAAGUAAAAAAAAACAGAGAGAAGUUACUAGUACAAGUUACUCUUUCACUGGGCUCUGGCAGGGUGGGUAAGUUGCUGCAACGUGCGUGUCGUGCGGGGUUAAUUCGGUCCCGCACUCUGCGGUAUAAAUUACAGUUAUUAAUUAAUUAGUCCACGGGGAAGGUGCGUGAUCAUCAUAUACUGUAUGGAUGGAUUGAUCGGUUCAUCCUACCUGUUGGCUGGUCGACGGAUGGCUGGAUGGACACGUGCCGCCAGGCGGAUGGAUGGGGUUCAUGGGAAUGCAACGCACGAUGCUGUCCUCAUAUCAUAAUUUUUUUUUCUUUAGUGUUUCUAUGUGCUAUUAAUUUUAAUAGUAGAAGUACUGUUUCUUAGCUUUCUAUUUCUCUUUUCUCUGUUCAAUUUCAUCCAAAAGUGUACCUACGUACGUACUAGCUAUUGCAUGAUCGAUGUGGUCAAUAUAUUGGUUGUCAUCUCAUGUGC